UAUCGUUCGCGCCGCCCUGGCAGAUGUGGCUGCCCACCCAAUGUAUACUAGACUAUAACUACCUUAUGUAUGACCCUCAAAUGAGAAGUUAACCCUCGUCGUCCAACACUCCAACACAGCAUCUACGGAUUCCACACUCUACAAGAUGCGAUUCACGCCCAUUAUUGCAGCCGUGGUGGCCGGCCUUGUUGGCACCUGCAUGUGCGAAGAAGUUGAAGUCGCGGGCUAUUCGGACCUAGCCAGCGACUUGUCUGCGCCUCUGUCAGAUAUGAGCGAUACGUCUCCAAACUUGAUGAGGAACAUCUUCAGUCGGCAGAGGCAGUGGUGCACCGCAGGGUCUCCCUACGUGAUUUGCCCAACCCCGAGGACAUGCUGCAACGCGAGAGACAACUGUACACCGCGUGGGUGUUGCCCCAAAACUGCUCAGACGUGCGGCGGAAGACUCUGUACCGAGUCCGGUGCUAUUUGCUGUGGGAAUUCUGCCUGCAGGCCAGGCGCAAGCUGCAAGGUCUCUGCUGGAGGGCAAAGUGUCUGCUGCAGGAGUGCCACUGAUGUAGCAUGCAAUGGCUUCUGCUGCCCAGCAGGCUCCACCUGCGUCGCGGGUGGGCUAUGCCGGAGGACGCGGACAUCCAUCUCGAGAACGACGCGGACGUCGACGCGGACGUCAACCUCUCGGUCUACAUCCACUUCUCGGUCCACUAUAACGGCACGAUCUACUAUUACCCGCAGCGCAGCAACCACAGUCCGCUCUACGGUUGCUUCUACCAAAACAAGGACUACUGAAAAGUGCGGCCCAACUGGUUUAUCUGGUAGGGCCACCGGUGGGUGGGACUAUAUCAAGGUACAGGGUGAGGCCAACUGCGUUCCGGUGCUCGACUUCUAUUGCGUCGACGAUCUGUUCGAUCAGAUGUGCACCAGUAUGUGCCAAGGUAUCCGCGACCAACGGAAUAUCAACCCCCAGAAUGUUCUAAGCGACCGGGCCAUUCUGUUGCACAGACGCAUGGGACGGAACGAGGCAGCCGCCUGCCGAACUAUGGGUUGCGCACAGCGCCGAACUUACAGCAAUCUCUACCAACGAUACUUUUCCAUGCAAUGCGACGAGUUCCCACCAGCAUCCUCCAUGGAAGGCGGCGGCCCAACCGUGACCUGCAUCUCCUGGUACCAAAACAACCUCGGCGGCGUCUUCCUCCGCCAGUUCUACGACGACCUGAACCUCCAACAAGGCCAGCCGUACAUCAUCCGCAUGGACACGUGCAACUUCCCCAAGACCCCCGUCAGCUACCCUCAAGGCUCCGAGCCCCAGCCCCACCCCCGGCGCCAAGCCGACAACGGCGGCGAACAGACGACGGUCAAAGCCGCGCACGACCCCCUCUGGGUGCGCGACCCGCGCACCAAAUCCGAGGGCUACAUGCUCAUGCCGCUGGAGGCGAGCGGGCCGGGUACCUACAACGCGACGCUGUCGCUGUCGAACCUGGACCGCCUGGAGGACGUGUCCAUCCUGGACGGUGCGGGCGGUGUCGUGUGGAACAGUACGGGCGGCGCGCCGUUUGCCAACGGCCGGAGGAGUCUGCAGUAUAAGGUCCAGGACGAUACCCAGGACCUGUUUGUCGCGGCGGGUGCGGCUACGAGCGUGUCGGUGAGCGCGGCGUUUACGGCGACUAGUGUGCCGCGGGCUACGGCUUCGCCGUCGUCGGCGGUGAGGGGGAGAGGGGGGGUGGGUGUUGCGGGUCUGCUGGUUGGUGUUGUGGUUGGGGUUAUGUGGGUUUGAGGGGGUUUCGAGAAGGGUAUUUGUCGUUUUGAGAUGAGUGGUUUAGAAGCCGUAGAUUC
This is a messenger RNA of Chaetomium fimeti, 1827 nucleotides long. RefSeq lists its product as uncharacterized. The record is from RefSeq and is a predicted model, not a curated record. Bases 146 to 1768 code for a protein of 540 amino acids. The transcript is spliced from 6 exons. Lineage: Eukaryota; Fungi; Ascomycota; Sordariomycetes; Sordariales; Chaetomiaceae.